ACACACACACACAGAUUCAGACAAGCAUUCACGCAUAUAUGCAACACAUAUUAUCAAUGCUCAAGUCACUCAUCUCACUCAACCACUCAACAUGAUUGUGUUGGCUCUGCAGCUUUUGGGAUUUGCCCUAAAUGUGUGGGCCAAAAGCCAAAGCGAGGUGGACAUGGACGUCGAGAUGGAGGUAGAGAGGAAUGUCACAGGUGUCCUGGGGGAAGAGGUGGUGUUGCGGUGCCAGUACACAGGCCAGGAGGAGAUCAUCGUGUCCUCCUGGGACCUGAAAGAGGGCCUCAAGAGUAUGCGACUGGUUGGUUGGAUAAAUGGGCCUUUAGCAAAGAACACAGACUUCAGCCUACCUGCCUCCGCUAGCAACCUGACCGUGACCAUGCGGGUCAGCAGUCUGGAGGCUGAGAGGGAGUACUGGUGCAACUUCAUCACUAUGGUAAACUCAUUGGAAAGCGAUGUCUUCCUCACCGUACUGGUUCGGCCCGAUGUUCAGACAAAUGUGGAAGAGACGGUGGAGAACGGAACGCAGUAUCAGACGGCUUCAUGUUCCGCCAUCGCCAGUAAACCCGCGGCUGAGAUCAGCUGGUCCAUCGACAGCGACCGCAACGCGGACGGCUCCUUCUCCGUCUCCGAGACGACGGUGCUGCACCUCAACGGCACCAGCACGCUGACCAGCGUCCUGCGCUUCCCGACUCACCUGCAGGACAGGGCUGAGGUCACCUGUGUCAUCAGCCACCCCGCCCUGCCCAAGCCCAUCCUGGAGAGCGUGAGAGUGCAGACCUUCGUUGCGCCAAAUGUGACUAUUGAGACCCGGGGUGCAAGUGGAGGGGCGGACCUCCUCGAGAUCUUGUGCGUGGCGGCGGGUGGAAGGCCCGCCCCCGACAUCACCUGGCUUCUGCCUGGAUACGCACCUGAGGGCUCACCUGAGGGCUCGUCUGUGGUCCGGGAGCGCUGGGAUGAGCGGACCAACACGGUGACGGUGUUCAGUUCAGUGAGCCUCCAGGCGCACCUGCACGAGGGAAAGGACGUCACCUGCACCGUCACUCACCCAAAACUUCUCCAGCAGCUACAGGCGACCGUCACACUGCCCACAUACGAGUUGUCCGCUGUGAGGGUGUUCAGACAGGAGUCUGCUGAAAUGCACCCUGGGAGCGAGGCUGAGGGUCAGGUGGUGUUGACGGAGGGCCAGAGGAACGUGAGCAUCCAGGUGGAAGUGACUGGGAAUGUGCCUCGUUACAGAGUGACCUGUGGCAGGGAAAACGGUUCCCUUCCUGCAGGUAUGGAGGUGAUCGGGAGUGUGUUCCGUCUUGAGGGCCCAAUAGAGCCUCUUCAUGCUGGGCUCUACACCUGCCAGGCCUCCUACUACAGUCACAGACUAUCUGUGGCACUGGAGAUAGUGGUCACACCUGCGGUUGUGCUGCCAGCGGCGGCUCCUCCCAGCAUUAAACUCCAGACCAGGGAGGAUGUGGAUCACCGCAUCCUUGAGUGCUCGGCCUCCGAUGGCUUCCCGGCGCCUAAUGUGUCCUGGAGGCUCCCCGAGGCCCUUUCCGGAACCAUCCAGUCGAGUGCCGCCUCCCGGAACGGAAGCCACUCUGUCACCAGCGUCCUGCGCCUGCCCGUCUGCUCCUCUCAGGAGCACACGGUGGAGUGUGUGAUAGAGCACCCCGCGCUGGCGGCACCGCACACUCGACAGACCACACUGCGCGUGUGCGCGAGCCCGAACAUCACCUUAAGCUCCAGCUCUGUGUGGGACCAGGGCGCGGAGUACACGGAGGUGGAGUGCUCGGUGGAGGGAGGCGAGCACCGCGCCACCAUCUCCUGGAGCGUGGACUGUGACGACUGCGCCGGCGGCCUGGCAGAGAGCAUGAUGGGUAACCAGACCGGGCGGGACGGGUCUGGGACCGCCAGGAGCCUGCUGAGGCUCCCCACUCACCUGGUCGCCGGGCGGGUCGUGGCGUGCGUUGUGGACCACCCGGCCUUGAGGGCCCCUGACAGAAGAGAGAUUUGGGUCCCAUCACUCCCAGAGAAGGGGUCUCCUCGUUCCCAGACCGCGUCCCCCGUGCCCUGGUCUCCGGUCGCCUCCGUGGGGCCACUGAAGGCGUCUGCGCUGUGGUUGGCCGUCUGCGAGGUCAGUGGGGCGGCGGCCAACGUCACUGUGUCCUGGGUCCUCCCUGAAAAUAGCACCGGCCGAACGACCUUCCGCUCCGGGCACGAGGAGGGUGGAUUGUGGGCGAAGAGCACGUACGUGUUCUCCCUGGCCCGGCACGAGGGGCAGAACCUGACCUGUCUGACCCAGGAUGAGAACAGCACCAAGGAGACGACCCUCCACAUCCCCCAGUUCUAUAUCUCAUCUCUCGGAGUUCUCGACAAAACAACAUCGGCCCACCAGGACCUGGAGGAGGGCCCCGUCACGUACAGAGUGACCCUGCAUGCUCACACCCCUGGCCAGAGGGUCCUGCUCAAAGUCCACGGAAACGUGCCACAUUACCGCAUUACCUGCACCAGGAGCGACGGCUCAGCUGUGCGGAUGGAGGGCCGUGAGAUGGUGUUUCCACAGGAAGUGUCUGAGAGGGAGGUGGGCUUGUACACCUGCCGCGCCUUCUUCUACCACCACAGCAGCACUGUCCUCAUCCUCGUGGAGGUCACCAGCGAUGAACUCCAGUUCUGGAUGCUGGCUGUGAUCUGCGUCUCCGCCGCGGCUGCUGUCAUGCUCAUCCUCGCCGUGUCUCUCUGCGUCUUCUGUAAAAGAACUGACAGCGAUGGUUCCAGAUCAAAGGCGGCCCAUGGUAAGCGGGAGUCCCUGGCUGCGCUGACCUCCCUCAUGCAGGACCCGUCCUCCCCAGCUAUCUCCGUGCAGAAGCACCCCAAGUACGCCGAGCUGGUCAGAUACUCCAUCGUCAUCGACGUCAAGACCAACGUGUGAAUCCGAGGGCUUUCUGCCUUCCACACGCCCAGUGGGUUUUCUCCUUUGGUUGUGCCACUGAAAUACAGACAGUGACACGGGGGCACGUGAUUGGUUGCGUAGGGAGAGAGGCUGAGUUCACAGCAUCGAGCACUGGAGUGUGAUUGGUCAGCAGCUUCUGUGCCGUUUGUAACCUCAGGAGUUACUGAGGAGCAGUAGCCACCGCACUAGCCUGCAAAAAUCUGAUUGUUUGACAGAAACAGAGUUCAAAAUCACGGAGUUGAUGCACAUAGUCUAUGUGGACAUACUGUAUGGCAUGCCUCCUGUUUUUCCCGUACAUGACAACUUUGUGAGUAGCAUAUUUAGUUCUAAAGGGAUUGCUUUACCUCUCACAGACCAUUGUGAACUCAGCAUCUACAAAGCCUUGUUGGAACCAGGAUUAAUCCUGACAAAAAUAUGACAUAAUAAUUCCUCUUUACUGUGCUGAGAUUUUAUUCAAUGAACAUUUUUGCCUUACCUACCUGCAUUUUUGCUUUACAUACCUGCAAUUGCACUGCACUUACCAUAACAAUGCAGAGAAUAUGAGAGAAAUAGAAUAUAAUGAUUGUUUACUCUUUUUGUCCUUAUGUGCUUAUAUUUAGACAUUGCCGAAAACCCCAAGCAUUAUUGAUAGAUUUUUUUCAUAUUAAUCUGUACUGUAUUAUUUGAAAUAAAAAAGAAAAAAAGCAUUAUUGAUAGAUUUUUUUUCAUAUUAAUCUGUACUGUAUUAUUUGAAAUAAAAAAGAAAAAAAGCA
This is a messenger RNA of Conger conger (European conger), 3699 nucleotides long. RefSeq lists its product as uncharacterized. Gene Ontology annotation, biological process: heterophilic cell-cell adhesion; homophilic cell-cell adhesion. The record is from RefSeq and is a predicted model, not a curated record. The transcript has 14 exons. Gene Ontology annotation, cellular component: adherens junction. The coding region runs from base 92 to 2926 and encodes 944 amino acids. NCBI's taxonomy places the organism in Eukaryota, Metazoa, Chordata, Actinopteri, Anguilliformes, Congridae.